Calypte anna (Anna's hummingbird) is the source of this 5130-nucleotide messenger RNA. It is a transcript of the gene GPR146, whose product is annotated as G protein-coupled receptor 146. The transcript is spliced from 3 exons. The record is from RefSeq and is a predicted model, not a curated record. Gene Ontology annotation, molecular function: G protein-coupled receptor activity. Bases 699 to 1703 code for a protein of 334 amino acids. NCBI's taxonomy places the organism in Eukaryota, Metazoa, Chordata, Aves, Apodiformes, Trochilidae. Gene Ontology annotation, cellular component: membrane. Gene Ontology annotation, biological process: G protein-coupled receptor signaling pathway.
CACUGCAUUGAGUUUCUUUAAUGAAAGCCAGGAAAGAACACAUUACACAGUGUUUCUUCUGCGAGCCAGCUAGCCUCCAGUGAUUGAAAUCAAUAAAAACAGUCGGCAAGGGGCCCAGUGGGGGAAGAGAGAAAUCUCCACUACAGCAUUCAGUUUGCUUUCCACUUUCUCCCUCCCCCGCUGAAGUUAAACUCUGAAGAUCACCCUGAGAAGCUGCUUCGCUUCCAGCGCAGGGAAGACGCUGGUGGGGAUUUAAAGGAAGCGAGCGCUUCCCUUCGCCUCCCUCCCUCCAGCUCUGCCCCCAGCCCGAAGGAAAUGAAAAGCUUGUUUGGAAUUUGAAUCCUGCCUGGAAAAAACUUCAUCGGACAAGUGCAUCGUCCUGCCUUUCAGGAAAGGGGAUGGAUUUUACGGUUAGAGAAUGCUAAAAGGUGAGAGGGGAGAGAAAAGCAGGAAUCGGAUUCAGACAGAGCCCAGGUCCAGGCUAGGAUGUCCAGCACGGCAGAGGGGACCUCUGAAGCUGCAGGAAGGGCUGCAAGCAACUGCCUGAGAUUGGGACGAUCCACAUCCUAAAGCGACCCAAAUAUUCGGGGACACGUGACCGAGGUGCCGACCCAGUGGCUGAAUCUCAGACUGACAUUCUCCUGGGCUGCACAUAAAAGCUGGUGACCAGCAGAGAAGGAACAAGAGCUAAAAUCACUAUGUGGAGCUGUGAAACCUUAAACAACAGUACCGAGAACAGUGAGGACCAGCAUCUCUGCCAUGACUUCCACCUUGUGCUUUCCAUCUUUUCCCUACUCUACCUCAUCGUGUGUUUCCCAAUUGGCCUCUGUUACAAUGGCUUGCUGGUCCUAGUUAACCUCUAUAACAAAGCUACUAUGACUAUGCCAGAUGUUUACUUUGUCAACAUUGCCAUUGCUGGUCUCAUCAUCAAUGCUUUGGCACCAAUGUAUCUUCUAGGUCUUGCCAACACAAAAUGGGCCAUUUGGAGUUCUAACAAUGAAGUUUAUAUUACCUUGCUUAUUUUAUUCAACGUCUCCUCUUUAGUAACCAUGUACUCUACUACAUUACUCAGCCUGGACUACUACAUCGAGCGUGCUCUGCCUAGAACUUACAUGUCCAGUGUGUACAACACCAAACACGUUUGUGGAUUCAUAUGGGGUGGUGCCAUGCUUACAAGUUUUUCAUCUCUCCUGUUUUAUGUCUGCAAUCACGUAUCGACUAAAAUAAUUGAAUGUUCCAAGAUGCAGAACAAAGAAGCAGCAGAUGCCAUCAUGGUUUUCAUUGGGUACAUUGUCCCAGCUGUUGCUGUGCUCUAUGCACUGAUCCUCAUCUUGCGAAUACGCAAAGAGGCCACGCCACUGGAUCAGGACACUGGGAGACUGGAUCCCUCGGUACACAGGCUCCUGAUUGCCACAGUCUGUACACAGUUCACCUUGUGGACACCCUAUUAUGUUAUUCUCUUGGUAAGCACUUUCACUAGUGCACAGGGAAGGAUUGCAGAUGAAAAUUCCAGACGAAUACUACAUUUUACCAAGAUUUUGUCAAAAUUCUUGGCUUUCUCAAGCAGCUUUGUAAUGCCUCUGCUCUACAGAUACAUUAACAAAAACUUCCCCAACAAAUUACGACGUUUGCUUAAGAAGAUACACUGUGGGAAUCAAGGUUGUUCUCAUGAACGCACAGUAGUACAGCAAGUCAUGACGUAGGGAUGAUAAAACCCUCUGGUGCUCUGUGACUGCGGUACUGGACAUACCAGUACUGGGACUGGGAUACUGCUGUGUUGGCACUCAGAGUCUCUAAUGUGAAAGUCCCAGCCAUGAGGUUGGAGGGAGCUUUCUGUUAGAGUAAAAUGAAGCAGUCUUAAUUUUCAGAUAGUGAAUGGUUUGAGCUCUGGGCUGUGUGCUGUAAUGCCUGGGACAUCUGAUACUCUCAGUGCACUGAAUUGGUUACAAAGCCUGAACUCUGUCAUCAUCAUUCUUAUAUUCCUGUUUGAAGAAAUCACUAAGCAGUUUACUGAAGUCUUGACUGAAGACACAGCACCUUGUAUCUUGUACAGAAAAAGGAAUUAACCUGAUUUUCUGUACAGAGAAGUAACAGCGCUCUCCUUGAUGAAGUAAAUCACCUUUUUUCAAUGAAGAUGAUAGAGAUGAUCUUUACUAAAGAUCACAUCCAAUUAUACAUGUCCAAGUAGUAAAUGUUAAUUAUAAAUUAAAUUAUUUAAUGUUUUUUUCCAUCACUGAAUCUCCUCUAAAAGAAGCUUCAUUUACCGUUUUCAGAAAUUAUUUUCUCACACAAACUAAAGUUCUAACAUUUAUGGUAAACUGAUUUUUUUUCUAGAGAUAACAAUUAACAAAAGUGUGUUUUAUCUCUCCAGUGCUAUGUUUGCAUCCUAAAACAUUUCAAGAAUUAAGAAAUAUUUAUUAACUAAUUCUAAGGGAACCAAGAGAUGUUUGUUCCACAUAUUAAAAUGAAGGAUACAGUGGUUUACAAAGUUAAAUCAAAAUUAAACUAGUAAAGAAUGUCUGGCUAAGUGUUAUGGUCCACAUAUGUUCAUGUAACAAGAGUAAUUAUCUUAAAAAUAAAUAUGUUCAUGAUUAACAUUCUGUAUUUUUAAGGGAUAUGUUUGCAACAAAUAAAUUAAAUCUUUAGCACCUCAGUGGAGGUUUGGAAACCAUACAGAAUCCUUCAAUAUAUACAAGAUUUUAAAAUAGGAGUAAACUACAGGAAUCCCAGUUAGCAUCAGCUCUUUGCUGACCUCUCAAACAGAGUGCUUCUCGGUGUGAUUCUUGAAUACACAAUAAAAGGAGAGUUUCUGUAUUUCACAGUGGGGAUGAAGAAAUCCAGUCCAGAUUGUGUUCCCUGUUUAUUUCAUAUACUGAGUAAUAUUUGACAAACAUGCUGCCGGAAGCAAAUGAAGUUAUCCACAGCAGCAAACUACAAAACAUUGACCCAAUGCUCCUGUGCUGCUGUUGCAUUAAUGACAGAGGAGGGGUGGGAGUUAAACUCCUAAACUCCUCCUGAUUUUCAGAGAUCUUUGUUACUCACCCUGCAACACUGCAGAAUGGUUUUGUUGCUCAAUGUCACAACUCAAAUUCCACACAGAUUUAUUCAAAGAGCUUUUCAUGCCCCUGGUAUAGAAAAAGAAUGGAGCAAACCCAGAAUUUAACCUUUUUCAUUGCUUAAAAUAUAAUCUUAGCUGAUUCUUGGGCCUAAUGUGACAGUGCUUAAGUUCUAAAUGGGAAGUAGGUGAGGGACAGCCUUUUCCUGUCUUCUCCAUCAUUAUUCAAGUACUUUCUUGUUAUAGCCAUUUUUGCCUGUCUUCAGAUAUAAGAAUCUCUUAAGUUACCAGCUACCUGCUGGAAAACCCUCCAUUAAUCUUUACUUUCUAAAAUAGAGGUUUGUAUUUUAUUGACAUAUUUCUAACCUUUAUACCCCUUUAUAUGCAGUAAAUCUUCUCUUUCUAUGGGAUUUUCUCCACACAAAAACUAUCCAGCAAAACCACAUUAAUUAUUUUAUAGUUUUAGCUACUUGAUCAAAGCCAUGAUAAGGAAGAAGUCUUUUUUUAUUAUUGUGUCUGAUUCACAGGCUAAUUUACAGUGCCUCUAUGCUGACACAAUACUGGCUGCUUUGGUAAACCAUUCAGUUGGUUGGGUUCCUUCCUUCUCCCCCCCCUUAACUGGAGAAGUUUCCUACAAAUUUCUAUGUAUCUGGAACACUGAAGUUCACUUCCACACAUCAGUGCUUAAGAAAAAAAAAAAAAAAUCUUUCUUUACAAGUGUCAAGCAAAUAGGCUCCUCUUCUUCCCAUGCGAGGAAAAUAAGGUUUCCUAACGCACCACAUUAAAUCUCUCAUGUAAAAUCUGUUAAAGAAAUUCUGUGCCAUUUGGCAGGAAAAGUUCCAGCAGGGAGGAACUGGCUUAUCUGGUGUGAACAGAGGCUUCCAGAACUGAGACACUGCCAGGGCUGUGUGACAGAGCAGCCAGCAUUAAGUACAAUUUUAACUUUCACGUUGCUUCCUUACUUCUGUUUCCCCCUUCUCUGAAGACCUCUUGUUUUCUGUUGCUAACUGGACUUUUGCAUUUUUUUUUCCUGUUCCUUUCUCUCCAUGUUAAAUUCCUGCUUUAAAAUCUUGUCUCUUUUUUAAUUUCUCUUUUUCACUUCUCUGUGGUGUUUGCUCCUCUGUUCCCACCCCUGGUUGGGCUUGUACUCUUGGUACCAUUCACACUUUCUUCCUUGACACUGUCUCCUUUACAAUGGCCCAAAUCUUCCUCAGUGAUUUGACAUUACAAUGGAUUUCUGUAGAAACUGGAAGCUGCUAUUUAAGAGGUGAAGAAAGAACUAGUUUUUAUAUAACUUACUCUUGAAAACUCAAGUUAUUCUUUUUUCUAAAGUUUUAUUGCAGCAGAGUUAAGUAUGUUUACAUGUAUCUUUGAUAUUAUACUAAAUGUGAUGGCAAUCCUACAAACAACUUUCAUAAUUUCAUAAACAAGACUGAUAUCCACUCAGCUUUUAAGAGUUAAUUUGAUAUAUUGGUUGCCUCAAAGAAACUGCCAUGGAGCUGCCUGACUGCUAUUUCCUUAGGGAAAUUCUGAACCUGCAGCCUCACAUGGUAUCUCUUAAAAAGCAGUACCCCAAAAAGUGAGAACUUUGCAAUAUUUAUUAAAAAAACAGUAGAUGAGCAAGUGUGUUAAAAUACUUAGGAAAAUACAUGAUAUCCUAAAUAUGGAAGAACUUUUAUGGAAAAAUCUUUAAUAUACAAAGUUCUCAAGAACUUACCUGAAGGUAUCUGAUGACUGUAAACAGGGGCUUAUCUAUUUCACAUCUAAAUAAAUAUGAAUAAAACACUGUAUAUAUGCAAGAUAAAAAGCAGCCUACUGAUGUAAAAAAGAAUUUGCAAAGACUUUAUUAAAUUAUUUCUUAAAGUGUGUCAUUUAAAUGUAAACCUCCUAACAGUAAGGUGCACUGUAUGGUUCUGUAUGUAUAUACUGUAUAUUAGAAAGUAAGCACUAGUUAAGUGCCAUUAUUAACAGUGUUAUUUUCUCAAAAAAUUAAAUUUAAUAUUUGAGUUGAUCUGUGGCUUAUAGCCCUCUUGCUGAGUCGCCAAUUAAAUCAAAUCAAUGAACUAACAAAAAAA